AUGUUCAUCAGCGUACACGCUCCUGUUGCUGACUUCUUAACGGGGAUAACCGACGCACACGCUGACGUCAGGAAACACGCCAAUGUCGAAGAAAUACAACCAAAAAUAAUCGAAAUUGAUGCUAAAGAUAACUUUAAUCAGGUUCCGGACACAUGUGACAAACCAACUCUGGAAAUGAAGCAACUGAAAACGUUGGACACGACCGACCCAACUCGGGCCAAGCUGCACAGGACUCCGACGUUUAGUCACACCGAACAUUUCAUCUUAGAAGCGCGUAACGAUUUCCACGAGUCGUCUUUCAAGUCUGAUAAAAUUGACGGCAUGAUGAGGUACAAUCCAGCCACAGAAAACUGGACCGAACCUGCGCUUCUCGUUCAUAAGGCUCAACGAGACACAGAAGAAGCCCUGCGCAGCGACCUGGCUGCCAUCACCGUCAAGUGUCGUCGCCUGGAGGAGGAAGUUCGGGAGUCGCGCGCUGGGUCAUCUGAGCGCGGCGUGCAGGUGGCGGAGCUGUCCAGGCAGCUGGACGCCCACCGUCAGGAGCACGCGAGGCAGGCGGCCACCAUCAUCUCCCUCAGGAGUCGUCUGCAGGAAGCCGAGGACGCGAUGGCUAGUCUGCAGGCGAGUCUGCAUCGCGCUGAGCUCAGCGCUGCAGCGCUCACCCGCGACAACCGCAGACACGCGCAGAGGAUUGCAGAGCUCGAGGACAGACUCAGGGUGCAGCUGGAGGAGCGUGAGGGAGCUGAGCAGCGAGGGGAGGCGAGUCAAAAGAGGCUGGGGGAGCUCGUAGCGUCCCUCACUUCCUUGCUGGGCAUCCCCAAGGCGUCGACCACCACGCCUCUCCUCUCUGACGCCAUCGUCAGCAGACUCACCGACCUCCUCAAGGAGUUAGGCGUCCUGCGUGUGGGCAAGGCGGAGCUGGAGGAGUCACUGCAGCAGCAGGCGGCAGCAGCUGAGGGCGCCCGACAGACGGUCACAAGACUCCUGCAGCAGCUUGACGACGAGAGACGUAGUCUGAUCUGCGUCAGGGACGAGCGAGAGGUUCUCAGGAAGAGUGAAGACGAGCUGCGCCUGCGCAUGAGAGGCAGCGAAGAAGAGGUCGUCAGUCUGCGUGAGCGCGUGCACAGCACCAGCAGCAGCCUCAGCCGCACUCUGGAGGACCUGCACGCUACUGAGGCUAAACUGCAUCAGGCUAGAGACGAGUGCGUUGUGGUGGAACACCGUCGACAGCAGGCGGAGGUGGAGUGGAAGGGAGUCCUGAACACCAUAGCCUCCUUGCUCUCCACCAGCACCACCACCGCUGCUGAGGGCGCAAGGGUGGCACCAGCUCCUGACGACAUCGUGCAGGCGCUGCAGACGAGGGUGGCGACAGCGAGGGAGAUGUUCGAGGCGAACGAGCGGCUGAAGCACCGAGCAGCGAACCUAGAGGACCAGGUGAGUGUGCAGACGGAGCUCUACGAAGCCGCCUGCAGGCGGGCGCACAAGGCGGAAGAGGACAACAGGACGCUGCAGGCGAGAGUGAGGACCCUAGAGGCCGACCUCGGGGCGUCGGAGCAGGCGAGGGAAGAGUGUGCUACAGGCAACGAAAAGAACGGGCGUUUGCUGAGCCGCGUGAUGACAGCGCUCGGUCUUGAAGGCCUCGAGAACGAGGCUCGGUUUGAUGCAGACCUCAUCGUGUGCCGCGCGCAGCAGCUUGCCAAGCUCGAGGGCGACAAAAUAGUGGACAAAACAACGACAGUGUACCAGCUGCAGCGGAAGGUGAAAAGUCUCCGUGAAGCGGUAGACAGGAAGGAGCUUCACCUCGACAUGCUCAGGAGGAAGUUAGCGCUCAACGAGGAGGCCACAAAGGCGGCCAAGAGCGUGGAGGACGAGAAGGAAGACCUCUUGGUCAGGUGA
Molecule: messenger RNA, 1896 nt
Organism: Hyalella azteca
Lineage: Eukaryota; Metazoa; Arthropoda; Malacostraca; Amphipoda; Hyalellidae
Product: coiled-coil domain-containing protein 170-like
Exons: 11
Coding region: 1-1896 (631 amino acids)
Source: RefSeq, a predicted model, not a curated record